AUGAGAAUUGACAGAGCAUUGACCACUGCUGCUGCUGCAGGUUACUUGAGAUUGCCAUUCACUAAGAUCACGGAUAACUCUCUGGCUAAGAGGGCUGACGAUGACUACUUGAAUGUGCAACUUGACAACGAACAAAUCUUCUACGGUGUUGAAGUCAGCAUUGGUAGUGACAAGCAGAACAUGACUCUGCUUGUGGACACUGGUUCUUCUGACUUCUGGGUCCUUGGUGCUCAGAACCCUUACUGUAAGUCAAACAGAGGUAAGAAGCCAAAGAAGAAAGAUCAGCCAUCCAGUGUUGACCCCGGCAGGAACGGUUACCCAACUAAGGCGGAGGCUAUCCCAUACGCUGAGCGUACCUUCGAUUGUAGUGACUUCAAAACAUUUAACUCUUCUUCAUCUAAUACAUUCAAGUCUAACGAUACUGACUUCUUCAUCACUUAUGGUGACGGUUCAUAUGUUGAAGGUACCUGGGGUACUGACCAGGUGGCAUUGGCAGGACAGACUUUGGAGAAUGUCACUUUUGCUGUCGCAGAGUUGACUAACAACAGUUACGGUCUGUUGGGUAUCGGUCUACCUGAAUUAGAAUCCAGCAUCACUAUCGAUACUGCUCAAUUGACAAACACUUCAAGUGUUAAGAAGAACCCAUACAUGAAUUUCCCAGAAUCUCUAAAACUAAACAAGUUGAUUAACAAAGUAGUAUAUUCUAUCUACUUGAACAGAACCAAUGACAAGUUUGGCUCGAUCCUAUUCGGUGCCGUUGACCACAACCGUUACGAUGGUAACUUAACUACCGUUCCAUUGGUCUUCAGCAACAGAGACUUCGGUACACCAAGACCUAACGAAUUGAUGGUCACUUUGAAUGGAAUGUCCUUUGAAGCCACCGAUGGUAAUGUGACUCAGAUUUUGAACGCAACUUCGAAGUUCCCAGCUUUGCUGGAUACUGGUAGCACUGACACUCACUUGCCAGUUGAUGUAUACAACGCCUUGGCUGAAAGCACUAAUGGUACUUACGAUCAAACUCAGAACAAGAUCCGUAUUCCAAAGUGUCUAUCCAAGAAGGACAAAACUAUCCUAAACUUCUCUCUGGGAGGUGUUAACAUUGGUGUCCCAUACAAGGAAAUGGUCAAGAAGAUUAAGGGUAAGUGCUACAUAAAUGUUGCUCCAACUGGCUCAGACUUUGCCAUCUUGGGUGAUGAUGUCAUUAGAUAUGCUUACAUGGUCUUUGAUUUGGAAGAUCGUGAAAUUUCUUUGGCUCAAGCAUCUUUCAAUGACACUUUGCCAGAAGACAUCGAAGUUGUCGUCAGCACCAUCCCAGGUGCCACUAGAGCCUCAGCUUAUUCUGAAACAUACUCCCCAACUUUUGCUGUCCCAAGCGCCUCUUCAAGCGGUAACACCUCCUCAAACGGCAGCACAAACUUAACCAGGAGAUUUGAAAGGAGGGACAUUCCAUUGGAAAACAAAGGUGUCCCAACUUCUCUAAAGGGCUCUGUCGCAGCUAUCCUGUUGCUGGUCUUGUGGAUUGCAUGA
This is a messenger RNA of Nakaseomyces glabratus, 1527 nucleotides long. It is a transcript of the gene YPS11, whose product is annotated as pepsin-like aspartic protease. The record is from RefSeq and is a predicted model, not a curated record. NCBI's taxonomy places the organism in Eukaryota, Fungi, Ascomycota, Saccharomycetes, Saccharomycetales, Saccharomycetaceae. Gene Ontology annotation, biological process: proteolysis. Gene Ontology annotation, molecular function: aspartic-type endopeptidase activity.